ACUUUCUGCUCUUCCUCCAGCUUAAUGUUGCAGCGACAACACUUAUCUGCUAUAUCUCCCUUUUCCUCUUGGUUUUUUCUCCCAAAAUGGCGCUCCGCCCUAUCUUUACUGCCACGCACCCACGUGCAUGCUCUACGGCCUUUGAGCGGGUCUUCAUGGCCCGCCGCGAUAUCCUAGAGAGCGUUCACGAACCUUUUGGAGAUGCCUUCUACUAUGGUCCUGAGAUCCUCAGUGAUCGUUUCAGAAACGACACUGCCACUCGCGAACAGAGUGGUUUCUCGCAAAAGACCUACAAAGACGUCCUCAACGAGGUCAUGGAUGCGGGCAAAGAUGGCAAGCGAAUCUUCAUCAAGGACAUGGCCUACUACCUCAUGGCCCCAGACAACAAGCCUACCAAGGUUGCGCCGUCUCUGGGCGAGGAAGAGCCCGGCAACCCAACUGUUUUGCCACUAGAGGUCCUGAAGCAAUUCCAAUUCACCUUCCUCAUCCGCCACCCUCGCCGAGCUAUCCCCUCAUACUACCGUUGCACGGUGCCGCCUCUGGAUGAAGUCACUGGUUUUUAUGACUUCAUGCCCAAUGAGGCCGGUUAUAAGGAGCUCGUGCGUUUCUUUGAUUUCCUGAUCAAGGAGAACAUCGUCGAUAAGGACAACCUCGUUGUCAUCGACGCUGACGAUCUUCUCGAUAACCCCGAGAAGACCAUCCGUCUCUACUGCGAGAAGACGGGUAUUGACUUCAAGCCCGAGAUGCUCGAGUGGAACGACGAAGAUUGCAACUAUGCGACCAUUGCCUUCCAGAAAUGGAAUGGCUGGCACAACGAUGCUAUCAAGAGCUCGGCUCUGAGGCCCCGUACUCAUCACCAGAAGACGAUGACCACCGAGUCAGAAGAUAAGGAAUGGACCGCCAAGUAUGGUCCUGAGGCGCAAAAGGUUAUCCGCAAGACGGUCGAGGACAACGUCGCUGAUUACGAGUACCUGAAGCAGUUUGCGCUACCUAUCUAAAUUAAAUUAGCUAUGUGCUCGCUCUGCUUUUUCGGGGGUUGCUUUUUUUUUUCUUCGCUACGGUUUGGACCUGUUCUGGCGUUUCCGCCCUAUAUCAGAUUGGACUUUUGCACCUGGUGACGAACCGAGGUAAUGAAUGAUUUAUGAGUGUUUGGAUUUAGUUGAUGGUACAGCUAUUAUCGUACAGCGACUUUGGCACCACGCCACCUGAUGAAUAUAUACAUGCUCCUUCAUCUACAAAC
Molecule: messenger RNA, 1240 nt
Organism: Fusarium oxysporum Fo47
Lineage: Eukaryota; Fungi; Ascomycota; Sordariomycetes; Hypocreales; Nectriaceae
Product: P-loop containing nucleoside triphosphate hydrolase protein
Exons: 4
Coding region: 87-998 (303 amino acids)
Source: RefSeq, a predicted model, not a curated record